Molecule: messenger RNA, 5129 nt
Organism: Drosophila bipectinata
Lineage: Eukaryota; Metazoa; Arthropoda; Insecta; Diptera; Drosophilidae
Gene: Calx
Product: sodium/calcium exchanger 3
Biological process (GO): calcium ion import across plasma membrane; cell communication; sodium ion transmembrane transport
Cellular component (GO): postsynapse; axon; sarcolemma
Molecular function (GO): calcium:sodium antiporter activity
Source: RefSeq, a predicted model, not a curated record
AUAUCUGCUGCCAAAGUGGCGAUAUAGCAACGAUCCACAUGGCACGCGAUCCGUGUGCGGGUGCGGAUGGGAAUGCGAAUCGGCUCUGAUUUAUACUUCAUGAAUAUCAAAAUCGAAACGGACGCUGACGCUUUCAUUAAAAGACACACACCGAAAGGACCGAGAGCGGACCCCAAGGUGAGUCCCCACACCGCCUCCCCAUCCGACCGAGCCAGUGCCCGUUGCCAGACCGUUAUCUCAUCGCUGGUGCCGGUAGAGCUGUCAACGGACUUCGGCAACUGGAUGAGCGGCAAGCUUAGUUGCUUGCCAGGAAGCAAGCGAAAGCCACUGACCAACCGGGCGAAGGAGACUAUGCAUUGACACGUCUGAGGAAAAGUGCAGGGCGUUCUAUUCUCCACAGCCACAUUCUCCUCAGGCCAGUUCCAGCUGUCUCCAGUGGAUUCCCUACUAGUAACUGGCCCGUGACCAUUCCAGACCAUCCCCAACCAAAGUCCAGAAAAAAUUCCAGAGUGCAGCGGCCCAACUGCGUCAGAGUGUUGAACGAGAAUGCAUCCGCGUGGUAGCACGUCAUAGUGUCACCAUCAUAUGCAACUAGAAACCAGCAGCAGCACCACCACCAACACCACCAGCACAAAACCACAGCCAAAUCGAACGCAACAAAGCUUCCAGAGACAGGCCAAGACGAAGAGAAGAUCCCGCUUCCAGGAGAAGUAGAGUACCCCCCAGCCCAAACUAAACUAACACUUUGUAGAACCAGUUACUAGAGACGCAGUUACUACCAUGCAGCUCCUCCUCAAAUCGAUCUUCACCUGCGCACUAUUCGUGAUCUUCGUCUACGCCACUGCCCAGUCGCUGGCGAAGGUGCAGCAGAACGAUGAGCGGUACACGCUCCUCAAUGGAACGAGUAGUAGCGAGAGCAAUCUCAGCCAGGGCCACUUCCUCAGCCGGCGGCUGCGGCAGGCGGGCCAGGGCGAGGAGGGCGAGCAAGGGGUGCCGGUGCAGAUUGAAGACGAGAACAAGGACCCAAUGAAGGCCGCUGGUCCGGAGGUGGAGAAGCUGCGCGAGUGCAGCCCCGGCCUGGUCUUGCCCCUAUGGAUGCCCCAGACCAACAUCUCAAUAGGCGACCGCCUCGUGCGCGGCUUCGUCUACUUCAUGCUAUUGAUCUACCUGUUCGUCGGUGUCUCCAUCAUUGCAGACCGCUUCAUGGCCUCCAUCGAGGCUAUCACCUCCAUUGAGCGGUCGGUGGUGGUACGAGGUCCCCACAACGAAAAGCAGGUGAUGCACGUGCGCAUCUGGAACGAGACGGUGGCCAAUCUUACGCUGAUGGCCCUGGGCUCGAGUGCCCCCGAGAUCCUGCUAUCGGUCAUCGAGAUCUACGCCAAGAAAUUUGAGAGCGGAGACCUGGGACCCGGCACCAUUGUCGGCUCCGCCGCCUACAACCUGUUCAUGAUCAUCGCGGUGUGCAUGAUCUGGAUCCCAGCCGGCGAGGUGCGCCGCAUCCGACAUCUGCGAGUGUUCACAGUGACCGCCGCCUUCUCCAUCUUCGCCUACGUGUGGCUCUGGCUGAUCCUGUCGGUGUUCACGCCCGGCAUCAUCUCCGUGUGGGAGGCGAUCGUUACGCUGCUCUUCUUCCCGCUCACAGUGCUUUGGGCGUACAUUGCGGAGCGGCGGCUGCUGGUCUACAAAUACAUGGACAAGAACUACCGGGUGAACAAGCGCGGCACCGUCGUCGCCGGCGAGCACGACCAGGUGGAAAUGGAUGCGGAGAAGGGCGGUCCUCGGGCCUUGACUGCGACGCCCACGUCACGGGGCAACGAGGCGGAGGCGUUCGACGAGGCCCGUCGCGAAUACAUCCAAGUGCUGACCGAGCUGCGCCAAAAGUAUCCCGAUGCCGAACUCGAACAGCUCGAGAUGAUGGCCCAGGAGCAGGUGCUGGCGCGGAGCAACAAAUCGCGCGCCUUCUACCGCAUCCAGGCCACCCGCCGUAUGGUCGGCAGCGGCAACCUGAUGCGCAAGAUCCAGGAGAGGGCCCACAGCGACCUAACCGAGGUGAAGGCCCAGCUGCACCCGAGCGAGGACGAUGACGGCGACGAGCCCACCCGCGUCUACUUUGAGCCCGGCCACUACACCGUCAUGGAGAACUGCGGGGAGUUCGAGGUGCGCGUUGUCCGACGGGGCGACAUCUCCAACUACGCCACCGUUUCCUUCGAGACCCAGGACGGUACCGCCUCUGCCGGCACCGACUUUGUCGGCAAGCGGGGCCAGCUCAACUUCCCGCCCGGCGUCGACGAACAGCGCUUCCGCAUCGAGGUCAUCGACGACGACGUCUUCGAGGAGGACGAGUGCUUCUACAUCCGACUCUUCAAUCCAUCGGAGAACAUUAAACUGGCCGUACCGCAGAUAGCUACUGUCAUGAUCCUGGACGACGAUCACGCUGGAAUCUUCGCCUUCACGGACUCGGCCUUCGAAAUCUCCGAGUCAGUGGGUCUUUACGAGGUAAAGAUUAUGCGUUACUCGGGUGCCCGCGGCACAGUGAUCGUGCCCUACUGGACGGAGAGCGGCAGUGCCAUGCCGGGUAAGGACUACGAGGACGCACAUGGCGAGCUAGUUUUCGAGAACAAUGAAACUGAGAAAAUCAUCGAAAUCCUUAUUCUGGAAGAGAGCAGCUACGAGAAGGAUGUCAGCUUCAAGGUGCACAUCGGGGAACCCCGGCUGGCUCCAGAUUCCACUCACUACUAUGACAUUAACAAGGAAUCAUUUUUCAAUCGAUUUUUUGAAAAACACGAACACACUGGAGAUCCCACUCACGACGAAUUGGCAGCCAAAAUCGAGGAAGUUGAGAAGAAAUCCCCGCAGGACCUCACCGAACUGGAUCGCAUCCUGUUGUUGAGCAAGCCCCGGAACGGAGAGCUGACCACCGCCUAUGUGCGCAUUCGCGAGAGCCAGGAAUUUAAGGCUACGGUGGACAAACUGGUGGCCAAGGCAAACGUUUCGGCAGUUCUUGGCACAUCCUCCUGGAAGGAGCAGUUCAAAGAUGCCCUCACAGUUCUACCAUCCGAUGAAUCCGAGUUCGAUAACGAUGAUGAGGUAGAGGAGGAGGUGCCCAGCUGCUUCAGCUACAUAAGCCACUUCGUCUGCCUCUUUUGGAAGGUGCUCUUUGCAUUUGUGCCGCCUACAGAUAUUUGCGGCGGCUACGUGACCUUUGUGGUAUCGAUAUUCGUCAUUGGCGUCAUCACCGCCAUUAUUGGAGAUGCCGCUACGUAUUUCGGCUGUGCUCUGAACAUCAAGGACUCGGUAACAGCUAUCCUGUUCGUUGCUCUGGGCACCAGUAUACCAGACACUUUUGCGAGCAUGAUAGCGGCCAAGCACGAUGAGGGGGCCGACAACUGCAUCGGCAACGUCACAGGCAGCAAUGCGGUUAACGUAUUCCUGGGCAUCGGCCUGGCUUGGACCAUCGCAGCUGUCUACCACAGCUCCAAUGGCGGAACCUUCAACGUCGAACCGGGAACGAUUGGCUUUGCUGUGGCGCUGUUCUGCGGCGAGGCUUUAAUUGCCAUCCUGCUGAUCAUGGUUCGGCGCUGGACCAAGGGCAUCGGAGCCGAGCUAGGUGGUCCCAAGGUCAGCAAGUAUGUCAGCGCUGGCAUCCUGGUAUUCCUUUGGGUCUUCUACGUGGUCAUCUGCACACUGGAGGCCUACGAUGUCAUCGUUAUCUAAGGAGCUCAACAAACCGCAUUGCUUUCACUUUGGCGUUGGCUUUGUUACUUGCAUUGGCGUUCAAUGAUCAGCAAAGUAUCGUAUCAAUAAAAGUUGGAACAUGUUUUUGGCAAAACUGGCUAACUGGCCGCAAAUGAGAAAUGAGAUGCUGCAGGAAGCAAUUUUUAUAUGUAAACUAAUGGUGUAUAUGGGCGCUCGGCGGUUAUAUACACAAAUAUAUUUAUUAUGUAAAAUUUAUGUUAAUACUAAAAGUAAAAUUGUAAUGUUUAACUAGGUUUAAGUCAGGCUUAUAUAUAUAGAAAAAACCAAAAUAUUUUCCGAUUAUUAUUGUCUCUAUUCAUAUUAUGAAUUGUAAAUACAGAAAGGCUGCCACGGCUCAGCAAUCUUGUAAUUGUAAACGAGAUAUCAUUCAUUGUUAUGCCAUAUGUACUUAAUUUUAUUAUUAAAUACGAUUAUAUUUAUUAUAUCAUUCUGUGUACAACUUAAGUCAUUGUUGUUGUUUGUUAAAGCUGUACUUAAUCCACUCUAUGGAAUACUCUAUGGGGAGCUUAAGUUUCUUUUAGAAUUCGAUAAAUAUCUCUCCAUCUGCCGAAAACCAUUGUUAAUUUAAUACAUGUGUAAGUUUUAGAAGAGUCCAAACUUUUUAGCCAAGAAGAGUCGUAACUGCUACUUAGCCAUCUACUGCUACAAAUAACAAGUAACUACUCUCUACCAAAUAGGAGCCUCCACUGCAACUAGUUCUAGUCUAGUCACUCUCACUAUCGACACGAAUCCAAACCACUAGUUACGGCAUUUUCCACUAACUUUGACCAAAUAGAGCAAAUGGCGGCACUACUUACCUAGAGACUAGCAAGAAAGACCACUACUCAGACUUGAGAGCACUAAUCAAUUUACUUAAAAAGACUUUCACUUUGCUUGUGUCGCUGGCAGUGAUCGAAGAUCGAAAUCGGAGUUAAUAAACUACUGGAUAUUAAGGCAAACACCAAAAAGAAGAACAGACAAAAACCAAAUAACAAAUACAUUAAAUGAAUGCGAAAGUAACUAAAAUUGAUUGUAAUCAAAAUGUAAUGAGCAGGUACAUAUUUUUUGUAUAGUGUUGUACUAUUUUUCAUAUAGCAAAAUUCUAGAUCCUAGAAAAUUUAUUGAUGGGAGUGCAAGAACCUAAUGAUAUUUAUAGCCACAUGCAUAAAUUUGUAUUAUACAUAUAUUUGGGGUCACACAACUGUACGGGGAACUUGAUGAGAAAACUGCGCCAAAUUUAGACGUAAUUGAUAAUUAAUUACCACAUACAUAUAUAUACGAACUAUGAAACAAAUGAAUAAUUAUACAAACAACGGAUGAAUAAUGUAUUAAGUUAUAUUGUCAAUGUUUACUGCUAGAUAUUUUAAUUAAAUUUCUUUUUAAAUUUAUUUCAA